AAUAUGCUUAUGAAUGGUACAUGCAAAGGAAUAUUCUAAUGCCCAUUAAAAGUAGCUGAAAGUACAUCAGAGCGUCUGGAAUGUUCAUGUGUGAUCUGCAUGAUCAUGGAUCAGUUGACAAGCAAAUAUUUUGUUGUUUUGCUGUUAAGAGGUAGACAGAGGUCAACACAGGCAUUUUGGAUGUUAUUAAAGCUAUGCUGAAGUGUGGGCAGCAUGGUUUUCAUUGAGGGGUGGUGUAUUCUGUAGUCACUGGUAUAUCCAAAGAAUACUUUCAUUGUUCUGCCGAAUCUCUUGAUAUUUGCCAUUUUUCAAGCAACAUGCACUUUGCUAGAAACUAACCAAGAAUACCACAAUGAGAAUAUGAAAUCAGAAGGAUCCAAAAGCUACUCGUAACUGUAAGCAACUGCUUGCAUGCCAACUCACACAUAUGGUUAUAGCUGUUCCUGAAUCAAAUAACAGACAUGGUGACACUGAGCUAUUCAACAGACAUUUCCAGAGUUACGUAAUCCAUCUUGGUUUAGACCUUUCAGCAGCAUUGCUACAGGCAGCCUUUCUACCGAUUUCCUCAGCAGCUUUUCCAUUUUAUCUAAUUAUUUUUCAUCACGCAUUUUUUACCAGGCAAUAUAAUACACUGUCUGUAACAGAGCAUGUCAGUGCCUUUGUGGACGUAAGAGCCUGAGCCUGGUUCACUGUCAUUGCAGCAUAUCCAUUGUGUCUCCACCGGGACCAGCCAUCCUGUUGAAACACUCAGGAUUCAGCUGCAUAAAGCUGAAGGAUGGGGGAUGGCCAGCGUGGCGGCAUCCGUCCGGGACUCCCGGGGAUGCUUCGAGUGUUUUUGGUGGGGACGUGUGCUCUGACGGUCCUCGGCACUGCCAGCUUGGUGUUCCUCCUCGUGCAGCAGAGCCACCUAUCGGCACGCCUGGCCCAGCUGGAUCAACAGCUUCAGGCACUCUCAGAGACCUCUGGCACUGGGCUGCAAGCUGCAGGUUCACCUUACAAGGCCAGCGAGGAGCCUAGAGACGAUACUUCCAGGGACUUCGCAGAUGACCCUGGGGUGCUGACAGCACAACACCGGACCAGGAGGAAUGUAGUUGACGGGGUUUCACGGAGCAGGACAAGAACCCCAGGAGAGGAUGGAUCUCCUCACAGGACAAGAGAGGCUGGAGGAGAGGAGCUGGACAGGAAGCAGACACCCUGCAGUAAGAGGAGCAGUACCAAAGAAGAGAAGACACACAGACAGCAACGUGAAGAUAGAGACAGGAUGAUGAUGCUGACAAAUUCCCUGGUCCAGAUGAAAGUCUUACUGGAUCUAUGUAACCAAACAGAAAGGAUUUGUUUGUCAGGUAUUACAGGUGUGGAUGGAAAGCCCGGAGUCAUUGGUACAAAUGGCCCACCAGGACCACCAGGACCACCAGGACCACCGGGCCUUCAUGGAAUGGCCGGGAGACGAGGAAAAAAAGGACCCCCAGGAGAGAGGGGAGAGCCUGGGGGGAAAGGAGACCCAGGACCCCCAGGAAUGAAGGGCGAGACUUACAAUGGAGUGAUUAUACAGGGUAAGAAACGAUCAUUUGCAUUCGGUCUUGCAUUCUGUACCUGUACCUUACUCUCCCUGGGUGAAGGAGCUGUGCACUUUGAACAGAUGUCCAACAGUGACUUAGAGGAAUUGAUUAACCCAAAUGUUCAGCAUUUGUAA
Messenger RNA from Esox lucius (northern pike), 1693 nucleotides. RefSeq names its product gliomedin-like. The record is from RefSeq and is a predicted model, not a curated record. Bases 776 to 1693 code for a protein of 305 amino acids. The transcript has 4 exons. NCBI's taxonomy places the organism in Eukaryota, Metazoa, Chordata, Actinopteri, Esociformes, Esocidae.